This is a messenger RNA of Moneuplotes crassus, 579 nucleotides long. The record is from the annotation of a GenBank genome assembly. NCBI's taxonomy places the organism in Eukaryota, Ciliophora, Spirotrichea, Euplotida, Euplotidae.
AUGAAGCAUAUUGAUCCUCAUGGAAUCGACCUUUAUGGGGCAAUAGAACUUGAAGGUCUGCAAGCCUUUAACGAAGAGGAAGAGGGCUCUACCAAAUUUGUAAUCAAACCUCGAGAAGAGAUGCUUGAAGAAUCUAAAGGAACUCUCAGAAGUGAUGACGAUGUUGAACUCGUAAUCAAAAUCCCUUUUACUUCUAAAGUCAAGAUUAAGGCAAUCACUAUUAUCGGGGGAGAAGAUGGAACUGCUCCAAAAAGCAUCAAGCUUUAUCCAGAUCUUGCAAGUGUAGAUUUUAGUAUUUUGGAAGACAAUGAACCAGCACAGGAGAUAGACCUGAUUGAAGAUAAUUCUGAAGGAAGAGUUGACUAUCCAGUCAAGUUAACGAAAUUUCAAAGCGUCGGAACUCUAACUAUUGGCAUUGACCAGAACUACGGGGCUGAUAACACAGAGAUAAAGUAUAUUGGUUUCAAAGGAGAGAACCUAAACCAGAAAGCCCAAGCCGUGAUUACUGUCUAUGAAUCAAGGGCGAACUUGGCGGACCAUAAGAACCCAAUGAUGGAUGAGAUGCCCAAGGACGUCUAA